Phaeodactylum tricornutum CCAP 1055/1 is the source of this 298-nucleotide messenger RNA. RefSeq lists its product with no specific name. The record is from RefSeq and is a predicted model, not a curated record. The transcript has a single exon. Gene Ontology annotation, cellular component: membrane. Lineage: Eukaryota; Bacillariophyta; Bacillariophyceae; Surirellales; Neidiaceae. The annotation marks the transcript as partial.
ACCACUGUCUGCAGUACGGUCCUGUCGAUUCUGCUGCCUCCUCUGGGUGUUUUUUGGAAGUGUGGAUGCGGAAUUCAGUUGUUCAUCAACAUUGUUUUGACAAUUUUGGGCUACUUUCCUGGUGUGAUCCACGCUAUUCUCAUUAUUUGUAUUGAUUAGCAGAUGCAUAUAUAGGUGGUGGCAGGAAACACGCGCUGUAUUACGAAGCUAUCGGUAAUGGUUGAUUGUAUGGAAACUCUUAAUUGCCAAGAAGUCUAUGCUUGGAUAUAAAAUGUGAUUUAAAAUAGUUGACUGCCGU